CCGGCCCCGGACGUAGGCAACGUAUGCAGGGUGCAAGGAUCCAAAGAUUGAAUAGAUCUCGAGGCCGUCCUGUGAGAAUAUGUGGCAACUGAGAGGGUUGUCGGCAAAUGAGGCGGGUAGUGAUUGGAGACGCUUCCUGUAUUCUGAGAUUAUGGCUGCUUGUAUGGUUGUAGCGUUGGUAGGGCUUGACUUUCAUCAUAGCUUUGGAUUCCCCUUUGCCUGUCCGAGAUUACGGUCAGUCCGGGCUUCAUACAUUUUUUCGCCCACGCUCGUCUUUCAAGAUGAAAGCCAUCCGAGCCAAGGUCUACUCCCCAUCGACCUCGGAACGAUGAAUAGCUAUGGCGUCCAGGCUUUUAAAAUCCAUCUCUGUACCGUCGAAGACCGAAAACCUGAAGAUGAACUGAUUGACCAGAGAGAAAACGAUGCUGGCGAGGAAAGUGGCCCUGAGGAAGAAUGCAUUCCUCAGGACUCUCUGUGCCAUGGCAUUCGCACCCACUCAGAUGAAGACGAAAUUGACCGCCUGCUGGGUCUCUGCAGUGAUUUUGUGGGAGAUAACGCAACCCAUGACCCGCCAGUACUGCUCGACGGCGAAACCGCAUCUGGGCGAGCCUUGCAAGAGGACAACGGCAGAUUAAACGGCCCAUGUAGGUUCUUCAGGCCGGAGUCUGCUACACCAGCCCAUCCCGACAAUGGGCUGGACUCGAAAUCCGUCGCCGAGCUACUACAGAAAUGUAGUGCUUUCAUGAGGUAUUGGGAGUGGGUUGGCGCUGACAUGGCUCAAUCCGUUGUCGCUGAAAGGCACGAGGAUAUCGCCAGUCUGGUGACGACUUUGCUACCCUGGGAUCCGAGUACCAUAGAAUACGAAGAUAUCCUCUCGUUUGGCAUUGAGGCCUUCAUGGGAAUCGAUGUCUUGUACGCGACUCUUGUCCGCGCCAUGUUCAUCGCAACGUGCGAGGGCAACAUUGAGGCGCUUGAUAUCUUGCUUUCUACCGGGGUGUGCGAUGUUGACGCACAAGCAUCCGACCAGACCACGUGUCUCCACCACGCUGCUGUCAACAACCAGCCAAAGAUUGUCGAACUGCUGUUGGAGAAGAAGGUGAACCUCGAACGAAAAUGUCACAAUGGGGAAACGGCGUUUUACAAGGUGUGUGGGUCGAAAGAACACGAGGACUGGGGACGUGGUGCUCUCUGCCGUGCCGCAACAACAGGAAAAUUUGAGGCCAUAGAGACAAUGAGGUCCAGGGGGAUGAGUCCUACUAAGGGGGGAACAUUGUGUAAUUGGUGCCCACUACACUCUGAUCCCCAGCAACCAGACCUGGAUGUUGAAUUUUCCGGCAUGGCGUUGAAGUUUAUAUAUGCGAGCUUAUAA
Molecule: messenger RNA, 1369 nt
Organism: Pseudomassariella vexata
Lineage: Eukaryota; Fungi; Ascomycota; Sordariomycetes; Amphisphaeriales; Pseudomassariaceae
Exons: 6
Coding region: 80-1369 (429 amino acids)
Molecular function (GO): protein binding
Source: RefSeq, a predicted model, not a curated record